This is a messenger RNA of Ascoidea rubescens DSM 1968, 4326 nucleotides long. It is a transcript of the gene TAF2, whose product is annotated as transcription initiation factor TFIID subunit TAF2. Bases 1 to 4326 code for a protein of 1441 amino acids. The transcript is spliced from 2 exons. Gene Ontology annotation, cellular component: transcription factor TFIID complex. The record is from RefSeq and is a predicted model, not a curated record. Lineage: Eukaryota; Fungi; Ascomycota; Saccharomycetes; Ascoideales; Ascoideaceae. Gene Ontology annotation, molecular function: chromatin binding; transcription cis-regulatory region binding; RNA polymerase II general transcription initiation factor activity. Gene Ontology annotation, biological process: transcription initiation at RNA polymerase II promoter.
AUGGAUACCUCGUCUACUGCCAUUCCCUCGUCCUCUGCUGGACGUCUUGCCCACGAUGCCAAACAGCCCAGGACCUCAGCGAGGUCUAUUUAUCACCACCAUGGCUCCUACAAAGUGGUUCACCAGUACGUCUCCAUUGAUGUUGAUCUAACCUCCCAUCGAAUCGAUGGGGUCACAGAAUUGACCAUUGCUCCCACCUCUCCUUUGUUGAAGUAUCUCUAUCUCGACUGCAGAUCUAUCAAAAUCAAAAACGUUUACUUGAACAACAAAAAAAUCAGCUACAUCCACAACGACAUCAUCAAAUCCCACGACCAGUCCUUCUUGAAAUCGUUUAUUGAUAACGACAAUUACCAUCCUUCCUCCAAUAUUUACCAGAGCAUCAACCAGCACCACUACUUGAAAGCAAACUAUGAUCCCUAUUUCAGUGGCCAGAAUACUAAAGAGCUAUACAUUCAAUUGCCCGACAACUUCAAAAUCACUUUGCAGGACACAAAUCAGACUCCAAUUCCACUUUCCAUGACAAACGCCUCCAUAAACUCGCCAUAUUCAAUCAGAACCCCAUCAAAUGACAGUCUAAUUUACACUCCAUUGACCAUCAAAAUUGAAUACUCCUUGCAGAAUCCUAUUGAUGGUGUUAAUUUUGUUGGAGGCUACGGCUUUUUGAAUUCUAAAAAAAUCAAAAAAUACGACUGGCAUGCUUACACCACCAAUUCAAAUCUAGGUCUUUCCACUUCUUAUUGGUUGCCUUGUCUUGAUUCUCUAUGGGAAAAAUCAACCUGGCAAAUCGAUAUAACUGUUCCCAAAACCAUUGCAAACAUAACUGCUCCAAUCCCCUUGGUUGCUUCCUCAUUGAAUUUUGAUGACAAUGAAGAUGAUAUCGAUAUCGAUAUCGAAAAGACUGUCAUUGACAUUGACGAUGACCCAAUACUCUUAUCCAAUAGCGACAGUGAAAAUGAGUACGACAACAAUAUUGAUGAAAAUUAUGAAAGUAUAAACGAAAGAGAAAUAAAAGUUAUAUGCUGUGAUCUAACUUCUCUCAAGGAAACUCCACAUCCCUUGAAUGAAAACAAAAAAAUAGUCUCCUUUCAAAUUGCUACACCGAUAUCGGCUCAUCAUCUUGGUUGGGCCAUUGGUCCCUUUAAAAGCUUUAAAAUGAUCGAUUUGAAAGACAAAAACCAAAACGCUUAUUAUGAUUACGAUUACGAAAAAGAUACCUUUCAAAUUGAAAGCUUAAUAUACUGCUUGCCCUCAAAGAUAAAUGCUGCAAAAAGCACCACCAUUUUUUUAGCUCAUGCUAUAGAAUUUUUCUCUAGAGAAUUUGGCUCUUUUCCAUUUUCAAGCUACUCAAUAGUUUUUGUUGAUGAUUUGACAACAAAUGAUAGCAAUUCCUUUGCUGGCUUAAAUAUCCAUAGCAACAGAAUCCUUUAUGAGCCAAAUGCAAUCGAGCCCCUAUACAGCUCAACUGAAAUAAUCUUAGAUGGUUUAACGCUACAGUGGUCUGGUGUAAACGUUGUUCCAGCAGAUUAUAAAGAUUUUUGGGUCACCAUUGGUAUUGCAAACUACAUGUCUUUACAAUACUACAAAAAAUUAAUGGGCUGGAAUGAAUUCAAAUUCAAGAUUAAAAAGGCAACAGAACAAAUUUGUAAACAAGAUAUCAAUAAAAAUCCCUUAGCUGAUCCCUUUUUUCUAUUUCCUAUUAAUGAAAAUGACGAUAAAACUUUGAAAUUUAUCAGACUAAAAUCUCCAAUCGUCAUAUACAUCCUUGAUAGAAGAAUGACAAAAACUGAUAAAUCCUUUGGUCUAUCAAGAGUAAUACCUAAGAUCUUUCUUCAAGCAAUGUCCGGUGAUUUGCCAAAUGGCGGGUUAUCCACUACUCAUUUUCAAUACAUUUGCGAGAAAGUAAAUCAUAAUAAAUUGGAUGAUUUUUUCAAUCAAUGGAUUUACGGUAGUGGCACUCCAACCUUUGAAAUAACCCAAAGAUUUAAUAAAAAAAGAAUGUUUAUUGAAAUGGGAAUACGACAAACUCAAAACAAUAGUCAUGAUGAUCAACAGAUAAAAGCAAAAGAGUUUAUCGAUGAGUCCAUUUUCCAUUUAACAAAAAAGAAUUCAGAUGAAAUCAAUAAAAAACCAAACACUGUUUUCACAGGUCCAAUGACCAUCAGAAUUCAUGAAGCAGAUGGUACUCCAUACGAACAUAUAGUAAAUAUCAAGGAUAGUUUUUCAAAAAUCGAUAUUCAAUACAAUACAAAAUAUAAAAGGUUGAAAAAAGUUAACCCCUCAAUUCAUAGAUCGCCUGAUGGAGACAACGAAGAAAUGGCAGAUUUAAACUAUUAUGAUAGUCUUAAUAAUAACUCCCUUGGAAAUAUUCUUAAAUCAGAACAGGAAAUGAGAAGUUGGAAUCUUUAUGAUUUCUCAAAAGAAAAACUUGAUAAAAAGCAGAAUGAAGCAUUUGAAUGGAUUAGAAUAGACGCUGAUUUUGAAUGGAUUUGUUGUAUACACGUAAACCAACCAGAUUAUAUGUUUUGCUCACAAUUACAAUCUGAUCGUGAUGUGGAAGCCCAGCUUGAUGCAAUUCAAUAUUUCAAAAACAGUCCUCCUAACAAAGUUUAUUCUAGUAUUUUGACAAGAACUCUAAUGGAUUCAAGAUAUUAUUAUGGCAUCAGAUUAGAAGCUGCAAAUGCUUUAGCCGCAUUAGCUAAAGAAGAAUGCCAAUUUAUUGGAAUGAAGCACUUGAUAAAGGCAUUUCAGAUUCUUUUUUGUUAUGAAAAUUCAUCAGUUCCUGUGAACAAUGAUUUUUCUAAUUUUCCAAACUAUUUUUUACAAAAGGGCAUUCCUGUUGCAUUGUCUAAAAUUAGAAAUAUAGAUGGAAGAUGCCCCAAUGAAAUUAAAAUAUUCAUCUUAAAUUUAAUUAAAUUUAAUGAUAAUCAGGGCAAUUAUUUUCUUGACCACAAUUAUAUGGGAGACUUAAUAAAGUCAUUAAUGUGGACUAUAGAUGAACCAAAUAAUAUUAUUGACGAGAAUAACGUUGAUGAAAGUGAAAAGUUAAUUAAGAUGAUUGUUGAGGAGGUAGAAAAACUUCAACAUAUGGAUGAAUCAAUACCAUCUUUUGAGAACCACAUUUUGUAUUCAAUCUUGAAGCAGCAGAUGAAACUUAUAAAAAGAAAUUUGAUUCAUUUUUCAUUUGAAGAAACUUUCAAUUACACAAGCCCAAGGUAUAAUUAUAAUAUAAGAAUCAUGGCUUUUGAGUUACUAUUGUACUGUGGUGGAAUUAAGAAUUCAUUAGUUUUACAUUACUUGUUUUUUUCGAUUUAUAUUGAAAAUUCAAGGUAUUUCAAGUAUGAACUAUUGAAAUUAUUUUACAAUGCGAUUGGAUUUACUUCAAUGAAUCAAAUACUAUCUCAAUUAGAAGAUGAAGAAUUUGAGAUAUUUACAUUAUCAAAUCAACCAAGUAGUGAGAUAAAAAAGCCCAGUAAUGAUUUCUCUAUGAUCGUGGUUGAAGAGAAACCCAAGCCUAAUUUGCUGGAAAAUUCUGAUUUUUCAAUUGAAGGGCUUAUAAAGUAUUUGAGAAAGACAUUGGCUACUGGAAAUGGAAUAAAAAAGGAGCUAUAUUCGGCAAUUCAUUCGAAUAUUUUUUCUAUCAAGGACAAAAGACGAUUAUUUGAUAUUUGUGAGAUAUUGUUUGAGCCAGUUGAUAGUGUAGUUGUGAAAUUGGGUAUUCCAAGUGAUAAGAGGAUAGUAGCUAGAGUAGUUAAGGAUUUUGAAGUUGUAUUAAAAAGAGAAAUCAGGGCGAAAAAACCAGAGGUCACAAAAUCAUCUAUAAUCAGCAUUAAACCGCAAAAACUCAAGCUUAAAAACAAAAAGGGAAAUAUGAAUCUUGGGAUCAUUAAACUUGGUACUGGGCAGAAAAAGAGAAUAAAGUCAAAUGAUAUUAAAGGUAUAUCCGAAGAGAAGCCUAUUGCUAUUGAAAGUUCGCCUAUCAAGAAGCCAGGGGGAGGCAGCAAACCAACGUCAAGAAGACCCAGUAUAAACAAGGCAGUUCAGCCAUUGAAACCCAAAUUACAAUUCAAGACACCAGAUACUAAAACUGCUGUCAUUAAGAAGCCUUUGAAAAAAAAAAGCAAUGUAGUUGUCAGAAAAACAGACAAUUCAUUUGCUGUUAAACUAAGGCUACCACAAAAAAAACUCCAACAGAUAAACAUGAAAAAUGGCAAUGGGUUUCAUGUUUAUUAUGAUAGGAAACUUGGACAACCGAAUUUUAUUAGAACAGUUCGUAUAUCAUUUAAAAAAAAAUCUAUUUUAUUAUCGUCUCAACCAGUUGAUGGUUGA